Molecule: messenger RNA, 4114 nt
Organism: Oncorhynchus kisutch (coho salmon)
Lineage: Eukaryota; Metazoa; Chordata; Actinopteri; Salmoniformes; Salmonidae
Product: CUB domain-containing protein 1
Exons: 11
Coding region: 159-3287 (1042 amino acids)
Source: RefSeq, a predicted model, not a curated record
GAGUGAAACAGGUAAUGUAAAUCAGGAAGCUACUGGUUGGUCACCGCCAUUAAAAAUAUUUUAACCUGGGAUUUAAAAAAGGCAAAUAUCGUGGUUUUGGUAACAACAUUUAUCCAGAAAUAUUUAAGGCACAUCUUUUUGUCGUUUUAUCAGGGGACAUGCGGCUCACUACAAUUUGCGCUGGAGUGCUCCUGGGAAUUGUGAUUUUGUUACGCCUCAACCUGUCAGAAUGUCUGCACAUGAAUGUCCACCCUGACAAAGAUGCCGCUGUGACUGUGUCGUCCUCACUGCUCCUUCCAUUGGAACAGUGUUCCGUGUGCACAGUCCGUGGCGGUGAGAAUGACACCCAGACGGCCUGUCACUCAUCUCUGGCCCUGGUCCCAGAUGAGGACAUCACCUUGCUCUUCAACUGCACUGAACUGCCUCAGAGGGCCUUUGCCAUCCAGAUCCACAGGAAAAUCGAUUGCACCAAGGACUCUUGCAGCCCUGCCACAGGUGCAGCUCAGCCUUCCCUCUUCCCAGAGUUCAUUAGAACUCUUGUCUGGCACCUAAAUGUGCCAGAGAUGACCGUUUUGAGUUUGGACUUCCCUAGUGACAGGCUGAAGGAGAUGACUGAAGCAGAGAUCUGUCAAGAUGGCUACCAGUACGCUGUAACCAGGACCAGCACUGAAGGAGAGGUCAAAACUCAGACAUACUGCAGGAAUGGCCUUGUGGCUCACUUAGAUAUACUGAGCAACGCCACAGUGUCUUUGCAAGUUCAGAACGGCGGGGAGGUGAAUUCCUCUAUAUUCACGGCCACUGCCAAACCAAUGAAGAAACAGAGCCGAAUGAUGUCAGUGACCCCAGAGCCAGACACUAUCGUCACCAUCAGCAGAGACGCCAAAGCCAAAGAGUGCAGUGUGUGUGUUGGGGAGGGGCCUACCUGUAACUCCAAAGAACUCGUCCUGAAAGACGCCCACAACAUCUCUGUGACGUUCACCUGCCCACAGCCACAAUAUGUCUUCAGUGUGCAGAUCAACAGGGAUAUUGAUUGCACAGAGAUCGCCUGCAGCGGGAACAUUGUCCAGGCGGAGUCCUCCCUCUUCCCAGACUUCAACAGAACCUUCACCUGGGACCUGAAAGUUCCACCUGGCCUUUCCUUCCAGCUGGACUUCCCAUCACCGGGAAUGAGACAGAUCCCACCCUCUGAGUCCUGUCCUGACGAGCAUACCUACACCAUCAUCACGUACCAGCGCACCGGGCCCGCCACCAUCGGCAUGUUCUGCCCAGAUGGCACCAUCACCACGGUCCAGGUGCUGUACAAGGGCCGAGUGUCCCUGCAGGUCCCUGGGGACAGGAAGCUGGAGCCGCUGGACUUCAAGGUCACUGUUGGGCCGGAGAUUAAAAUGCUGGCUGUGGUAAAAGUCAACCUACCUCGUGGGGUGUCCGAUACAAACUUUCUCUCAGCCAACUACCCUAGAGGUUUCUCUGACAAUGACCUGAUGAGGUGGGACUUCAUGGUGCCCGGCAUGCAUAACUACACAGUUACCUUCCUGAAUUACACGGCGCCUCUCUGCCGGAAGAAGAAAGUGAUGGUGAUUUACGACAAGGAGGGAGAGGAGGUGGGCAUCCAGAAGACCCUGGUGGACCCCCAGCCAACACACAGGCAGGGCAGCUUCACCAUGACUAUGUUUAACUGUGAGACUGACAAGACCAAACAGGGCCUGUCCCUACAUUUCAGGCUCUCGGUAAUGAGGAGCGGCCAUCCAGUUCUCUGCACUGUAAAUCUGUCAGAGGAGGAAGGGCCAUUCCUCCACAUUGAGAAGAUGGGCUCUGACUCCCACUGUGAGAUGAGGAAGGACUCUGUGGUCCAGGAGAAGAUCACAGUUCCCUCAGGGACCAAAGCAAGUCUUUCUUUCCUGGACUGUCCAAGUGAAGACCUACGUCUGACAGCCACGAAAACCAUAGGAUGCCAGAGUUUGGAUUCAUGCUCUGUGAACGGGACUCUUCUCACGGUCCCCAAAAUUCCGAUGUGCCUCCCUACGCUACUACAAAGCUUCACCUGGCACCUCAACAUCCCAGUAUAUGGCACUGUGGAUCUACUAUCCCCCACAGGAAACCUCAGGCAGUCCCUGCCAGGACAGGAAUGCAAUGGGAGUGUCUCCCUUCACAUAGCGGAGGGUGAUGGGUCCUCCAUUGGCUACUUCUGCUCCGAAGGCAUCAUUCGCAAAGUCCAAGUGCACUCCAACGUCUCUGUCACUGCCACAGCCAAGGACCUUAGCCUGAAUCAAGGGCCUUUCCUCAAUGUGUCCUUCAGUGAUGAAAUCUCAGAGAGCAUCAUAUAUACUGUCCAGCCCCGAAUGGGUUCCCCUGCCCUCCUGGCCACCCCAAACUGGCCCAACGGUAUGAAGCCGUACUCCACCGUGUCCUGGAUCGUCAAUCUGCCGGGCCACCUCCAGGCCAACCUGCUGUUCACUAACAUCAGCCAGCCCAAGUGUGGCCAGGGGCACACGUGCAUCAAGGUGCAGACCCUGGGCUCUCCAGAGGAGCUAUUGAGUCAAAGGGAGGAUGAGGCGGCAGAGGACAAGCUGAUGGUCCCUGAGAGCUUCUACCUCAACAUGUCCAACUGUUUGCCGGAGGACAGACACUUCAGUGUGCUCAGCAAGGUCACCCUACAGAAUACUAGCAUGCUGCUCCAGAGCUCCAUUCUGUGGGCUGUGGGAGCAGUGCUGCUCCUUAUGCUCAUUGUGCUGGCAGUCGUCUGCUUGGUGAUAAGGAAGAAGAAAAGAACGAUGGUCAAUGAGGCUUCCAUCUUCGUAAGGAAAGGGAAUAUCUUCAUCCCAGGCGACGGCAUGUUCCCCAAAACCCGGUCGGACAAUGAGUCUCAUGUCUACGCCUCCAUCGAAGACACCAUGGUGUAUGGCCACCUGCUCCGCGAGCCCAGCUAUGUGGGCACCAUCCAGGCCCACUUCCAAGGACAGCCGGUCGACACCUACCGGACAUUCAUGCCGCUCCAGGACGGAGUGCCAGAGAUCACAGAGACUGCUGCAGACCACGAGCCUGAACUGGUGCCUGAGAAAGAUAUGCACAGACCUUUCCUGGACCCGUCGGAAUCCUUCAUGCCAUCAAGACCUCGCACGCCCAUAAACCGUCACAACAGCAUGGGCUUCAUGGACCGCAGGAUGGUGGACAAUGAGCUGUGCACGUUCAAGAGCACUGGGGAUAUAAAUACGAUUCGACUGUCGGGUGCAGACCAAAUCCUAGAACCGGAGAUCUUCAUCGGCUCGGAUGGGGAGGAAUCCAUUUAGCGUACUGUGAGAUGGACUACUGUUAAUUAUUUCACAUUGUUGCAAGUUCACUGCAGUGUAGAAAUGGAGCGGAAAUGUGCCUUUGCAUAACAAUCAGGGCGUCUGUAUUAGUGGUGUGUUGUCUACUGCAUAAGACCAUCAGACAACACUGGUACUACAUUUCAUUCGAGCCUCUGAGUCUACGCUUCCUUACAGCACAUGGUGCUGCUAUUCUGAUUUUACAAUACUGGUGGACUUGGUUUUUGUGUAUAUUUCUUGAUUGUUUUAUAUGCUAGUAUGUACUUAAUAUAAUGAAUGUUGCCCUGGGCCACUGGUGUGCCAUGGAUUUAGGAGCAGGGUUGCAUCUAAUGAGUAACCUUGAGUUACUUUUAGCUUUUUUGCAUUGUUGAUGCUGUUUGACAAAGGUUUUUUCUCUGUAAAUGUAUUUUUAGACAUUACCAAACUUUCUCUGCCAAUUAUAUUAAUUAAUGAAUUAGACAUUUUGAGUGGUCUGUGAAAGUGUAGUGUGAUAUUGUGAGUAAUAGUUUUUUUUAGGAUAGACAAGGUAAUCAAUCCAAAAAACACUAAAACUUACAAAGAAAAGACAAAAGGCUUCCUUGUUGUUAUGGGGAAAAGUGACAUUAUUAAUCCUUUGGCUAAAACCUGUGACCUUUUAAAUCCCAUCUUGUAGCUUGUUAUAACCUUGAACCACGGAAGACCGAUUGUUUGGAAGGUUGGAGUGGUUACCAUUGAGUAUUUGUUGAGGGACUUUUACAGGAAACAACCAAACCUUUAGCCAGAAUCCAAGGGUCAUCAGAUUGUGGCAAUAAACUUUGGUUUAAAAUCUU